This is a messenger RNA of Orcinus orca (killer whale), 1246 nucleotides long. It is a transcript of the gene MIF4GD, whose product is annotated as MIF4G domain containing. Gene Ontology annotation, molecular function: translation activator activity; protein binding; RNA binding. The coding region runs from base 38 to 712 and encodes 224 amino acids. Gene Ontology annotation, biological process: regulation of translational initiation. The record is from RefSeq and is a predicted model, not a curated record. The transcript is spliced from 5 exons. Gene Ontology annotation, cellular component: cytosol. NCBI's taxonomy places the organism in Eukaryota, Metazoa, Chordata, Mammalia, Artiodactyla, Delphinidae.
CAUUAGUCCCAACCUCGGAAAGAGCUGCUGCAGCUGGAUGGUCAUGGGGGAGCCCAGGAGAGAGGAGUAUAAAAUGCAGUCUUUUGAUGCAGCGACACAGCAGCUGCUGAAGACAGCCCUCAAAGAUCCAGGUGCCGUGGACUUGGAGAAAGUGGCCAAUGUGAUUGUGGACCAUUCUCUGCAGGACUGUGUAUUCAGCAAGGAAGCAGGACGCAUGUGCUACGCCAUCAUUCAGGCAGAGAGCAAGCAAGCAGGCCAGAGUGUCUUCCGCCGCGGACUCCUCAACCGGCUGCAGCAGGAGUACCAGGCUCGGGAGCAGCUUCGAGCCCGCUCCCUGCAGGGCUGGGUCUGCUACGUCACCUUUAUCUGCAACAUCUUUGACUACCUGAGGGUGAACAACAUGCCCAUGAUGGCCCUGGUGAACCCCGUCUACGACUGCCUCUUCCGGCUGGCCCAGCCCGACAGUCUGAGCAAGGAGGAGGAGGUGGACUGCCUGGUGCUGCAGCUGCACCGGGUCGGAGAGCAGCUGGAGAAGAUGAAUGGGCAGCGCAUGGAUGAGCUCUUUGUCCUGAUCCGGGAUGGCUUCCUGCUCCCAACCGGCCUCAGCUCCCUGGCCCAGCUGCUGCUGCUGGAGAUCAUCGAGUUCCGGGCAGCUGGCUGGAAGACGACCCCGGCCGCGCACAAGUAUUACUAUAGCGAGGUCUCUGACUAGGCCUCCAAAUCAGGCCUCCUCCUCAGCAGCACCGGCCUUUCUUCUAUCCACCUCCCAACCUGGCAGUGGAGUCUCUGCCUCUCCCAGACUUUUUCCCUUCCAGACUUUCAAAAGCGUCCGAGAUGUUUCCCACUUAGGCGGUGGUCCCGCCCUGAGCACCUUCACUCCGAUUCCAGGAUUGGGGAAGACACCAAGCACACCUGCCCCAUGGUCCCAUCAGCGUUUCUCUCCCCUCACCUUCAACCUGGGCCAGGCAAAGAAGGGCAACUCCUGACAAGCACUGCACUAUGUAACCUUUGGUACAAUAGCUAUCGUGGUGCCUCAGUUUCCCCAUCUAUAAAAUGAGUACCCGGAGCCAUUGGUGGGGGGAGAAGUAGAGUCACACCAGAAACUGCUUUUUACACAUUUUGUACAAGGACCACUUUGGAACCGAGCACGUUUCCUCCAGUUGGUUUUAAUGAAUGGCAAUACCACAUCACAUGCUACGCCAGCUCAGGAUGAGAAUUUUCUAAUAAACUUUUUCUGAUACUAAAA